Messenger RNA from Synchiropus splendidus (mandarinfish), 1384 nucleotides. Its product is annotated as SRSF protein kinase 3. Bases 1 to 1170 code for a protein of 389 amino acids. NCBI's taxonomy places the organism in Eukaryota, Metazoa, Chordata, Actinopteri, Syngnathiformes, Callionymidae. Gene Ontology annotation, molecular function: protein kinase activity; ATP binding. The record is from RefSeq and is a predicted model, not a curated record. Gene Ontology annotation, biological process: protein phosphorylation; spliceosomal complex assembly; regulation of mRNA processing. The transcript has 11 exons.
AUGAGCGCCAGCCCUCCCCAGAGGAAAGCUGGGUCACCUCACUGCCCAGAGGUCCUUGGGGGCCAUGAGCAGCUGGAUCUAAACGACAGCCAGGACUCUGAGGACCCCAGAGAAUACUGUUCCGGCGGCUACCACCCCGUCCAGAUAGGUGACGUCUUCAACAGAAGAUACCAGGUGCUAUCCAAACUGGGUUGGGGGUACUUUGCCACGGUUUGGCUCUGCCAGGACCUCAGGUUGGUGCGGCGUGUGGCGGUGAAGGUUCUGAAGAGCGGUGACGGCUUCACUCAGGCGGGCCAGGACGAGCUGGCUCUUCUUCGAUGUUCCAGCGGAGCGAGUCGACACCCUGCAUCCCAGAGAAUCGUCGGCCUGCUGGAUGAGUUCAAGCUAGCCGGGGUCAACGGAGUCCAUAUAUGCCUGGUUCUGGAGCUCCUCGGUCCAGAUCUGAGAAGCUGGCAGCUGUGUUCUGGAAGUCCACUGUCUCGGCCAUUGGCUAAACAGAUUCUCACUCAGGUUCUUCAGGGUCUGGACUUCCUUCACACUCACUGUAAGAUCAUUCACGCUGACGUCAAGCCGGAAAAUAUUCUCCUCUGUCUGGACCAGCCGUCCCACAGAUCACCUGGUGGGGGCAGCAACUUCCUGGGCAAAAUCGAGGGACACAUUCCGCAGGAUGUACAAGUGAAGAUCGCAGAUCUGGGAAGUUCCUGCUGGGUGUACAAACACUUCUGUGAGGAGAUCCAGACCCGACAGUAUCGUUCACUCGAGGUGCUGCUGGGCGCCGAGUAUGGCCCUCCUGCUGACAUCUGGAGUGUAGCAUGCAUGGCGUUCGAGAUGGUGACUGGAGACUCUUUGUUUGAACCCAGAGGGAGCGAAUCCUUCUCGCUGGAGGAAGACCAUAUUGGCCAAAUCAUGAACCUGCAGGGUAAAAUCCCGCCCUCCGUCGUCAUGUCGGGGAAAUACUGGACCUCUUACUUCAACCGCAGAGGUGACCUGAACCGAGUGGGUCCUUUGAAGCGAUGGAGUCUGUACGACAUCCUGGUGGAGAGGUACCACUUCCUGCUGGAGGAGGCGUCCCACUUCUCGCACUUCCUCCUCCGCAUGUUGGAUUAUUACCCAGAGAGGAGGGCCACGGCUGCAGAGAGUCUCCGCCACGCUUGGCUCACGUCCUCGUGAGCGCUCGCGCAGAUGCUCACCAGCUGUCACUCACACUCGUGAGACAAACUUUGGAAAAGUUUCACCGCCUUCCUCUCAGCAUUUUCAUAUCUCAGGGAUUGGUCAUGACUAAAGCACUUGUCCAGUGUGGUCUACAGGAAAUGAUUUUGAUGUCUAAUGUCAAUUGUUAUUUUCACUUUGGUUUGCUUCGCCACAAGCGAGCACGUAAACAAUG